GACUCGGAUGACUCGAAUGAUGAUAGUGGCUUGCCAGGUCUCUCUUACUCCGAAUCUGAGUCUGCCACUGUCCGCAAGGACCAGGCGGACAAAUUCGAGAAGUCACGGAAGUCAAGUAAGGACAAAUCGUUGUCGGAAGAGAUUGUUCUGUCAGAUGACGAAAGUGGUUCGACGGACCGGUCUACCGGAUCUUCCAGUGAAUCUGACGAAGUGCACGCGCCCAGGAAAUCGAGAUAUCCUGCCGGUUUUAAGGGCGAGAGAUGGGAUCAGUGGAAGGAUCGGCAGGUCAAUUUGCAGAAGCUCCUCAACCUGGAUCGAUUUCACGAGACUGAAUUUUGUUUUGCAGGCUUUUGGGCAAGGGGACAUGAUAUGCCGGUGUACUGUUUAUCCUGGCACGGCAGCUGGGAAACCCCACGAGGUGUGCCCACAAUGCUCUCAUCGAAGGUACAUACGGCGAUCUGGGGCUCACACCAAUCAAACCGAAUCAAUCACUACCGAAAACAAGAAGAGAACACGAAAGUACAACGCCGAGUACUGUCAGGAACAGCGGGCCGACGACACCAUCGAAAGCUUUGGGUCGUGUAUGGCGGGGAGUUUGUGAUAUUGCGCAUCUACUACGGCUCCGACAAGACGUUGAGUUCUGAUAUCGACCAGGAGAUCCGACUUAGAUUUUCCACUUCCAAAUUCGCUGGUCUUUUCCACCGCGUGAUCUGCGACGAAGGUCAUAAAUUGAAGAACUGCCGGACCAGAAAUGCUACGGCCAUCGACAAGUUAUAUGCACCAAAGAAGUGGAUUGUCACCGCGACUCCGAUGAUCAACUCGGUUGCCGAUCUUCUGGGAUACCUAUAUCUCUUUUGGAAUCCGGCCUGGAAGCUCCUGAUGGACCGCCUAGAUGGCUGGGAGAUUCCCACUACGGCAGAAGAGCUGUACAAGGAGGAAACUUUGGUCACUUUUCGGGAGAAAUGCCCCAACUACCAGGCAAAGUUCGGUGAGGUACCUCUGUUCAUGUUCGACCCUCAACCGUAUGCGGCUUUGAUCAACUCAGGCAAGAUGUCCGUGGCAAAGACGGCCAGUCGAGUUCUGCACGCCCUGCUGUCACGACUCCAACUCCGUUGGACCAUGGCCAGCAAGAUUCAGUUGGGCAACGACCUCACCUACCAACCAGGUAUCAACGUGAUUUUCCAAUCACCGAUCCUAUGUCUGCCUUCGUGGUCUUAUGGUCACCAAAUGAAACCUUGGCUACCAGAACUUUGACAACCACGAGGUGACCUGAAGGCGUCAAAGCUAGUACCCGUGAGAAGGCUACUAUCUAUCGUGAGAACUCCCGGGACAAGAAUGGCAACGAUAAAAAGCGCUACAGAGCCAAGGCGAAGGAGGAGAAGAGGUUCUAGGUCGAGCCUUGUGGUGUCACUUACUACAGCCUCGAAGAAAAUAUCCAGGACAAGGAGUCCAUUGUUGGUGUGUGGGUGGGAACGUCUCGGGGCACCAAAAUCGCCGAGACACUUGAGCUUGCUACCUCUGAGGUCUUGACCUUGCAUAACGUGUCACUCGAUAUGGCGGUCCUAAGCAAG
This is a messenger RNA of Exophiala viscosa, 1571 nucleotides long. RefSeq lists its product as uncharacterized. Gene Ontology annotation, biological process: DNA repair. Lineage: Eukaryota; Fungi; Ascomycota; Eurotiomycetes; Chaetothyriales; Herpotrichiellaceae. The record is from RefSeq and is a predicted model, not a curated record. The transcript is spliced from 2 exons. Gene Ontology annotation, molecular function: ATP binding; ATP-dependent chromatin remodeler activity. The coding region runs from base 370 to 1254 and encodes 294 amino acids. Gene Ontology annotation, cellular component: nucleus.